Messenger RNA from Closterium sp. Yama58-4, 1233 nucleotides. The record is from the annotation of a GenBank genome assembly. Lineage: Eukaryota; Viridiplantae; Streptophyta; Zygnematophyceae; Desmidiales; Closteriaceae.
AUGUUGGUUCUUGUUGACGAUCACAGCCGCUACUCCUCCAUUUUCCUCCUCCACACCAAAGACCAGGCGCCGACCAUUAUCAUUAACUGGGCAGAGCAAUGCCGCACCCACUUCAAACGUCCCAUCGGCCGCCUCCACUCUGAUGGGGGAGGCGAAUUCCUCAACCGCACUCUCUCUCACUACUGCGCCACCCAUGGCAUCCAACAGACCCACACUCUUCCCCACUCCCCACAGCAGAACGGCGUUGCAGAAAGCCGCAUUCGCGAAAUCACUAAGAUCGCCCGCUGUCUCCUUGCUCACGCCUCCACCCCUCCCUCUCUCUGGGGCUAUGCCCUCCUCCAUGCUGCCCUCCUCCUCAACCUUCACUCCCAUCCCCAACACACUGCCGCUACCCCCACGGAGCUCUGGUCAGGAACCAAACCUGACGCUGCCGGUCUCCGUGUCUGGGGUUGCAAGGCAUAUGUGCUUAUUCCUCCACCCGACCGCACCCAAGGCAAGCUCGCUCCUCGCGCCCUCGAACCCCCUCCCUCCUCCCGCACGUCCUCUCGCUUGGGCCGACACCGUCCUCCCUCCCCUCCUCCCUCCGGCACCUCUUCUCCCACCCCUCCCCACCCCGCUUCCGCCACCUUCAUCCGCCGACGUCUACGAUCCCACUGCUCCUGCCUCCCCCGCACACUCCACGGCUCCCCCUCCCCCCUCCCCUUCCCACUCCCCUCCUCAUCCAUCACAGCAGCAGCAGCAGCAGCAGCAGCAGCAGCAGCAACAGCAGCAGCAGCAGCAGCAGCAGCAGCAGCAGCAGCAGCAGCAGCAGCAGCAGCAGCAGCAGCAGCAGCAGCAGCAGCAGCAGCAGCAGCAGCAGCAGCAGCAGCAGCAGCAGCAGCAGCAGCAGCAGCAGCAGCAGCAGCAGCAGCAGCAGCAGCAGCAGCAGCAGCAGCAGCAGCAACAGCAGCAGCGGCAGCAGCGGCAGCAGCAGCAGCUGCAGCAGCAGCAGCAACAGCAGCAGCAGCAGCAGCAACAGCAGCAGCAGCCGCAGCAGCAGCAAGGGCAGCACCAGCAGCGGCAGCAGCAGCAGCCGCAGCAGCCACAACAGCAACAGCAGCCGCAGCAGCAGCAGCAGGGGCAGCAGCCGCAGCAGCAGCAGGGGUUCCAGCAGCACCAGCAGCAGCAGCGGCGCAGGGCAAUUGCCCGCUCCUCACCCUUCCUCCUCCCUCGCAUGCACACCCGCUCCCUUGA